AGUGAGUGAGGUGUCAUAUGUCCCAUGGAGCAUUGAAUGCAGCAGCCGACUUCUCCCGAAGAAAAGUAGGACUUUCAAGUGGGAUUUCAAUCACCGAGAUGAAGAUAAAAAUAUUUUUGCUUUAACAGUGUAGUCAGCUUCAUGUGUGUGGUUACUAUGCAGAAGAGAAGGCUCUAGAGAAGUUGUCUCAGUUCUGACCACAGGUUGGUGGAGCUCGGUGGGUCUGAAGGUGGUAAUCACUGGUUUGUUUUUGGCACCAAAACUCACCAAAAACAGACAAUGUCGCGGUCUGAACGGAAGGAAAACGCGGAGCAGUCGACGUUACGCUCGGAACACGAACAAAACGGCGUCUUAGUUAACCCGAGAGCGAUCUGUAACCUGUGUAAACGCUUGUACCGGGAGCCUAAAAUCCUCCCCUGUCUGCACACCUUCUGUUCUGACUGUAUCGCCCAGCUCGAGCCGUUUUCGGUGUCCUCGCGCUGCCCAGCGGUGGAGGCGGGGGACCGACCCGCCGUCACCGUUACAGUGCUCUGUCCCGACUGUGACUCCGAGGUGGACAUUCCUCCGUCGGGACCGGCCGGGCUGAGCACCGACCACCUGGCGCUCGACGAAGUAUUCCUGGAGACCCUGGUCACGAACGGCCCGCUGGGAUGCGACCUGUGCGGCGAAGGAAACGCUGAGAGCCGCUGCGAGGUCUGCAGCGUCAACCUGUGCGAGUUCUGCUGCCAGGCACACAGGCGGCAGAAGAGGACAGCAUCUCACUCUAUUCAGGGCUUGGAUGAGCUGAAGUCUCGUGGUCGUCUCUGCCGCCCCGUCCUCUGCUCCUUCCAUCCGGGCCAGGAGCUCCGGCUCUUCUGUCAGCCGUGCGACCUGCCCGUCUGCCUGGAAUGUGCCGCUACGCUGCACCGUGACCACCGCUGCUGCCCCGCACAUGAUGUCAUUGAUCGCCAUGGAGACCGCAUCCGAGAGCUGGUCACCGCACGCUUGCGACCUCGCCUGGAGCGUCUGGAGGAGUCACUGCAGAAGGUGGAAGUAUCCCAGGAGGCUUUGCAGGCACGAGUUGAGGCAACAGCCAACGAGGUGAGGGCGUUUGCGCGAGGCUAUGCCAGCGCUGUGGAGGCCCACUGCCUGUCUCUGCUGCGUCACCUGGAGGAGCUCCGUGUCCAGCGCAGGAACCAGCUCCACCUUCAGAGAGCUCAGCUGCAGCAGGCUCUGCUGGAUGUCCGAGGCGGCGUGGAGUUUGCAGAGAGACUGCUGAGCUGUGGGUCUGAUGCUGAGAUCCUCAGCGCCAAAGGAGUGACCCUGAGAAGACUGACCAGUCUGGCAGAGGGUAGCUACGACCCCCAUCCGGCCACCGUCGCCCCAGACGACGGCAGCGGUAUCUGCUUCAUGUCCAGGGAGCCAGCAGGAGAGGUGGAGGGCUAUCCAGUGGUUGGAGUGAUCAACUCAAACACAGUGGAUGUCAGCAAGUGCACUAUUGAAGGGGAAGGUCUACAGCGGGGCAGGGAGGGCCAGCAGGGUCACUUCACGCUGGUGUGCAGAGACUCAGCUGGAGAGCAGGUCGCACGAGGUGGAGAUCAAGUCCUGGUCAGUGUCAUACACAAGGAGAAGAAAAACUGCACAGUGGAGACUACAGUGGUUGACAACAAUGACGGGUCCUAUGGUGUUUCAUACACACCCAUUGAGCCAGGAACCUACUCAGUGUGGGUUUGUGUCAAAGCCCAACAUGUCAAGGGGUCUCCAUUUAUUCUGAAUGUGAAGAGGAAGUUCAGGCACCACAGCGGGACGUUUCACUGCUGUUCCUUCUGCUCCAGUGGAGGAGCCAAAGAGGCUCGCUGUGGCUGCCCAGGAACCAUGCCAGGAGGAUUUAAAGGCUGCGGUCACAAUCAUAAGGGACACCCCGGGAAGCCCCACUGGUCUUGUUGUGGCAGCACUGUGGAGCAGUCCGAGUGUUUGCCUCAGAGUGUAUUGGCUGCGGUUUCCCCACGUGGCCACCUGCGAACUGUGGAGCUCUGAGGUUACGCAGAGAUGAGGCCUGGCAAGAUGAUGAUGCAAGUUAAUCGAGGAUGGCAGCAACCAAAAGGUUAGAGCAGUGGGGAAGUGGGGUAAAGGUUCCCAGUGUGAAUCUUGAGCAUAUUUGAAAAGGUCAGACAAGGAAAGUAAAGCUCCAAAGACAUAGUGAGUGAGGCAGGACAUCAAAGUGGCUGUGUCUUGAAAGUGCUCUUCUCUGCUAGACAUUCUGAUAACUGUUGGCCCAGUUGUGAUAGCAAUAGCCAGAUUAAGAUAUAAGACAAACACCAAAUGUUGUAAAGUGCCUUUUUUGUCUAAGGUCUGCCUGCCUGUGACAAGAUAGAGGAGAAAGAAUAUGAAAUGCUUCAAUCACAGCAGAAUGUGUCUCCUUCUAAAUCAAAUGUUAAAAGCCUUGCUGAAGGGCACUGAGAAGAGAUAGUUUUGCUUUUUCAUUGUUACACUUUUCUUUCACCAGUCUCCAGGCUCAAGCCGAUUUUUUUUUUUUUACCUUGAAGCUGCUGUCAAUUUCAAAGGUGCUGAAAUCAAUGUUCUAGAUGGAAACAUUGACAAUCAGACUGUUGAAUUUAAAUACUUUUAGUUGUUUUUUUAUAUCUUUCAAUUAAGGAAAUUAUAUUUUAAAAUAUAGUUCCUCAAAAACAGGCGCACUGCCGAAAGAUGUGAACAAACAAACUUUUAUUGAUCCACACUGAUAUUUGUUCUUUGAAGUUUACAGAGAAAGGGCUUUGAGCCUGACAACCCAUUAAGUCUGUAGUUAGCAUGAUUAGCAUGAUUAUUUUUAUUUUGGAUGGUUACUACAGUUAUUUAGUUAGUAUCCAUUACAUAAUUCUGAAGUAAUUACUGUCUGCUGAUUAUUCUAACAGCUAAAUCAGCAGGCAGAUAUUAUCAGCCAAUAUUUAGCCAAUUGUAGAUAAAUUCUGAGUAAGUUCACUUAUUAUGUUACCUUAUGAUGUUUAUGAGAAGGGGUGGGUGAUAUGUUAUAAUAUAACAUCAAUAAUCAUAAUCAAUAAUCAUAAUAAUCAAUAAUAUAUAAUGGUAAUAUAUUAUAUCACUCGCCCGCCCAUCCUGACCACUCUUCUGGUCAGUGUUAGAUGUAUUGUCUCACUUAUACACGAUGUUAAACAACAGUUACCUGCAAAAUGUGCAGGCAAACCACUGCCACAAAAAGUAGCGGUACCACAAACUUGUUUCACCAUUUGAAAUGCCACCCAAUACAUACAUUUUUGUCAAAUUUAAUUUGGUUGUGAUUUCCCGCUUUUUAUAUGCAAUUGAACCAUUAAUGGCUAUAAACAUGAAUAUUUUGAUGCGUUCAUAUGUGGCAGGGACUCCCAGCAUUUAUUAAGUGCUAUAGAUGAGAUUGAGAUAUAUAUAUAAUUUCUCGCUACAUUAUUUAUGAGCCACGUUGCCCAGCUGUGCUUACUAGAGUUUAUUUCUUUGUACUCAUACUUAAUUUUUAUGUGUACAAACUGAAUAAAUUAUGGGUUUACUGGCAUUUUCCCAAUAAAUAUCAAAUAAUAACUGUAGUAUUAUUACUCCAUUAUUUCUAAAUCCUCACUUCAGGUAAUUACUUUGUUGUAACAAUCGUCACUGCAUAUUCACAAGUAAAAAACUUAUAGAAUUCAUUAACCACAGGUACUUACUUUUUUCUGUGUAUGUAAAAAUUACCAAAUAAAUAACUAUCCACCAAAAAUUGUCAAAAAAAUUAUAUGAAGAAAUUGAUAUAAUUUACUGUGCCUAAUAUAAUACAUUAUAAUACAUUAAUACAUUGUAUUGACUACAGGUAUAUAUAUAACAAUCAAUGAAUGACAAUAAAUACCUAUUAGAGAGAGUUGAUGCCUGUACUGCAGUGCCAUAUACUGUUAACAAAAGUCAGGGUAAAUUAAUUUCCUUGUUGCCCUCUGUGAAUGCUACUAUUCCCAUAGUCAUAUUUGAGAUAUGAAGGUGCAUAUAAACAGCUCAUCAAGAAUAUGGCCUGAAUCAAAUCAAAGCACUGAGCUGGAACGCACUGUGCCUACCAUUUCACCCAGGAUUUAUUCUACACUGCUCGGAAUGUGAAACAUAUUCUUGUUUGUUUUUUUUUUUUCCCUGAACCACAACAUCUUGCUUAUGCUGUGUGUGUAAAGAUUUGUUAGUAAAACAACGAGGGAAAAAAGUUCAGUUAAAAUCUGCACACAGUAGGCUUUCCUUUCAGUUUCAUCAGCCCAACUCCACUGUGCCUUCUGAUGAGGAGGGCUUUAUCUGGAAAACACUGUGACCUAGAAGGUGCAGUGAGCUUCCUUUUAGAAUACAAAGUUGUUCCUCUCUGGGGGCUGUGUCACAGCACUGACUUAUAACCACAAACCUGAAACUCAUUAUGAGUCACUAUAUGCCUUUGUGUUUUUCUGUAUUCAGAAUAUGCCUUAGCUUGAAUGUGAGCGCAAAGAAUUUUGUUUUUGGUUGUUUUUUUUUUUUUUUCGUUACUUAAGAUCUUCUCAUUGUAAAGAUGAAUAGUAAACUAGACCUGUACAAAUCAUCAACAUGAAGACUAACCUCUUUCAUUUGCGGUCCAAGAUCUUCACAAUGACAGGGAACCUCUCUAACAAUGUAAGUAUGUUGUUGCUGCUGCUGUUCACUUUUCGAAACAUUUCCAUUUCGCACUGACUGUUCUGUACAUUCAUCUGUAUGUUGAGGUCUUGAACCUUUUUCGGUUUUAAAUGGUUUUACCAUUUUCUGCUGGAAACUUAUACCUGUACAUUGAAAUAAACACAUGAAUUUGU
Molecule: messenger RNA, 4784 nt
Organism: Lates calcarifer (barramundi perch)
Lineage: Eukaryota; Metazoa; Chordata; Actinopteri; Centropomidae
Gene: trim45
Product: tripartite motif containing 45
Biological process (GO): positive regulation of DNA-templated transcription
Cellular component (GO): chromatin; nucleoplasm
Molecular function (GO): protein binding; ubiquitin-protein transferase activity; zinc ion binding
Source: RefSeq, a predicted model, not a curated record